Messenger RNA from Danio aesculapii, 617 nucleotides. RefSeq names its product mitochondrial ribosomal protein L55 (gene mrpl55). Gene Ontology annotation, cellular component: mitochondrial large ribosomal subunit. The transcript is spliced from 3 exons. Gene Ontology annotation, molecular function: structural constituent of ribosome. Gene Ontology annotation, biological process: translation. The coding region runs from base 115 to 516 and encodes 133 amino acids. NCBI's taxonomy places the organism in Eukaryota, Metazoa, Chordata, Actinopteri, Cypriniformes, Danionidae. The record is from RefSeq and is a predicted model, not a curated record.
GAUGCACCUCCAUGCUGUUUGUUGAUGGUGACCUUCUUCAUUCUGAAGUUAUGAAUAUAUUCUCACGCUUAUGAAUACAUUUAUUAGAUAGACACUUCCAACGUUGCAAACAUUAUGUCCAUGGCUUUAAAUACAGUCGGCAAUCCCUGCAAGGGCGUAUGUAGGUGUCUUCAGGCAGUUUUCACCCACAGGUGUUUUCAAGCCACAUCCUCAUUUCACAGCACAGUCUUUCAGUCAAAUUCCAACAGAACCAGCGUGGUCCGUCUUGGCAGGCAGAAAUAUGAGAGAAUGUAUCCAGUUCUGCUGGUCAGACCUGAUGGGUCCACCAUCAACAUCAGAUAUCAGGAGCCCAGAAAAUUAAUGAAGAUGCCUGUGGACAUCACUACACUCUCUGAAAUGGAGAGGAAGAUCAGGAUGCGGAAAAGAGAGCCGAAGAAGGGAGCAAAGAAAGAAUUGGAAGAUUAUGAUGAUGAUUUCAAAGCUGACGAUUACAGCAAAUUCUGGAAGAAGAAAUGAGUGGACUGAUGUGAUUGAUGCCUCCUUUAGAUUAUUUAUGUUGUCUUUACAAAUACACUUUUGUUUUACGUCACCCUCCAAUUAAAACGCCCUGAAAUAUU